UCACGCGGAUCCACAAUCUAUAUGGCCAUUUUGGAGGAAUCACCAGAAUCCACGCCAAGCGAUCAGCAAUCUCUUCUCCAAACGCUUCGCAUUCCUGCUGAAUACGCCCGGUUCGAGGCUCUUGGGGACAACGAGAUAUAUGACCGGCUAGAUCAAUGGAAAACGAAUGCUCUGUCGGCGCUCUCUACUCUCCGCGAACAAUUGAAGCUUAAUAGUCAUCUUGGUACGGAGCAGCAGGCUGACAUCGCAUUUCACGCUGCUUCAUAUAUGGGAGAAGUUGGGGAAUGGUCUACUGAGCAGAUGCAUGACAUCUCAGUCGAUACUCUAGAACUUCUCGGAGAACCUGACAUCCAUGUGUUAGAGCGAACACUGAAUCACCACAUCAAAUCCCUCUUUCGUGCAAACCCCCAUCCUUCCCUGAAUGCUAGUACAGGCCGUAAAAUAUCACGACAAGCUGGUGGCCCUAUGGCUGCCCAGGAUAUAUAUGAAGAUCAGCUAUGGAAACGAAGUCCAGGAGUUGGAAAUGCUUUAUCAUGGUGUGUGCAGCACAUUCACACUGAAAUGUAUGAGCGACUUUGGGGUCUAGUCGUGCCGCCCAUCAUGAUCCUGCUCGACGACUACGAGGUAAAAUACAAGAUCGAGGGUAUUCAUAUCGUCGAAGCAUUACUUGGAAACGCGCCCCCAGAUCUUCUCAAACGCACAGGUAUCUCUGACCUUCUGUUCUCUGUUUUGCACCGCGCACUGACGU
Heterobasidion irregulare TC 32-1 is the source of this 748-nucleotide messenger RNA. RefSeq lists its product as uncharacterized. Lineage: Eukaryota; Fungi; Basidiomycota; Agaricomycetes; Russulales; Bondarzewiaceae. The transcript is spliced from 4 exons. Gene Ontology annotation, cellular component: cytosol; centrosome; nucleoplasm. The annotation marks the transcript as partial. The record is from RefSeq and is a predicted model, not a curated record.